This is a messenger RNA of Filobasidium floriforme, 1369 nucleotides long. RefSeq lists its product as uncharacterized. The transcript has 6 exons. Gene Ontology annotation, cellular component: cytoplasm; CAAX-protein geranylgeranyltransferase complex; protein farnesyltransferase complex. The record is from RefSeq and is a predicted model, not a curated record. Gene Ontology annotation, biological process: protein geranylgeranylation; protein farnesylation. The coding region runs from base 171 to 1265 and encodes 364 amino acids. Lineage: Eukaryota; Fungi; Basidiomycota; Tremellomycetes; Filobasidiales; Filobasidiaceae. Gene Ontology annotation, molecular function: protein farnesyltransferase activity; CAAX-protein geranylgeranyltransferase activity.
AAGCGACCCAGAGUUGCCGAGUUGCUCUUUGUUCGAUCGAGUCGUUCAUCGAGCACCCUUCAGUCAGCUAGUGGUGUACUCGAAUAGCAUAUUAUAUCUCUGCAGAUCGAUAGCAUAUCGUAUACCAGCUGAACGAUCUACCAAUACCGUAACGCAGAAACGUCUUCGUAAUGUCUUCCCACACCCCUUACUCGGAACGCCAAAAAUGGUCAGACGUGGUCCCACUUCCCCAGAUGGAACCCGCCGACGGCCUAGUGCCUAUCAUGUAUUCCGAAGAAUAUUCUGACGCCAUGUCUUACUUUCGAGCGAUCGUGACGGAAAACGAGAAAUCAGCUCGGGUGCUCGAGUUGACGGAACACAUCAUUCGAUUAAACCCUGCACAUUAUACCGUCUGGCAAUACCGCUUUUCCACCCUUCUCAACCUUGAAUCGGACCUCCUCGCAGAACUUUCAUUGAUGAACGAGUUCGCCUCGCAAAAUCUCAAAUCAUACCAAGUCUGGCAUCACCGCCUGACUCUCCUCACCCACCUCAACCCGGACUUGGCGCUCUUGAAGAAAGAGAUCGCCUUCAUCCACGAGUCCCUGAUCCCCGAUGCCAAGAACUAUCAUACCUGGUCUUACUUGCACUGGGUGUAUACGAGGUUUUCUUCCCUAGGGGAUGAGAUGGGAGGGAACAGGUUUGCUGAAAAGGAUUGGGAGGCCGAGAGGGGUUGGUGUGAUGGCAUGUUGGACUCGGAGGGGGUGAUCGGAAAGGAAGAGGGUGACGAAGGGGAGGACGUCUUGGUCAAUGGGGAUGGCAGGAAUAACUCGGCUUGGGGGUGGAGGUGGUACUUGAUGGUGUCCAGGGAGGGUGUCAGGGGAAAGACCGACGUCCAGGCAGAGAUCGACUACACGUUGAAGCAGAUCGAACAGAUCCCUCACAACGCAUCAGCCUGGAACUACCUACGAGGCCUACACACCCACUUCGCCAUCCCUUUCUCCCAAACCUUCCCGCAGCUCGAGACAUACACCUCGACAACGGAAACCCGGGCAAAACCCGUCCCGUUCGCUAUCGAAUGGGAAUCUGACGCGUUGGCUCAGACAGGAUCCGAGGAGGAGGUCAAGCGAGCGGCGGGGUUGUUGUUGGACUUGGCCGACAAAUGGGAUGUUAUGCGUAGGACGUACUGGAGGUAUCGCAGGAACGAGCUGCUCAAACAGGUCAGAUCCUCCAAAGCUUCUGCCAAUGUCGAACAAGCCGAGAAGCGCACCGCUACGGCGACAGCCUGAUAAGAUGUGUGGGCUCGUGCUGUUGUAAUCCUUGUAGCAGACAAUGCGCGUUUGUAACACCGUGUGAGAUGGCGCAUGCGUAUUAUGUAUAUCUUCUUCCGCAA